AGCUUCUCAGCAGCCUCAAAGAUCAAGUGAUUGGUGAAUAUGAAGAUUUAAGAACAGAAAAUAAGAAAACAAAAGAAGAGUGCGACAAAAUCAAACAGGAGAGAGAUGAAGCAGUCAAAAAACUGGAAAAGUUUCAAAAAAUUUCUCACAUGGUCAUUGAGGAAGUCAGUUGCAUACAGAACCACCUUGAAAUUGAGAAGACAUGUCGUGAAAGUGCAGAAGCUCUGGCUACAAAGUUGAACAAAGAAAACAAGACUCUGAAAAGAAUCAGUAUGUUAUAUAUGGCAAAACUGGGGCCAGAUAUUAUUACUGAAGAAAUCAACAUCGAUGAUGAAGAGUCAUCCACAGAUAUAGAAGGCAGUCCUGUUGCAUGUGACUCAGUGCAGUGCCAGCAGCUAAUAAAAGAUCUGCGAGAUCAAAUUAUAUCUCUUCAGGAGGAAAAGAAAAACAUAGUUAUCGAACUGGAAAACCUGAGACGCAAAUGUGCAGAAGACACUGUAGAAGUAAAUCAUAUAAAGGAAGAAAAUGCAGCUCUGAAAGCUGAAGUUCAUGAACAGCAGAAAGUGUUGGAAAAAUGCAAUCGAGUGUCUGUACUGGCAGUAGAAGAAUAUGAAGAACUACAAGUAAACUUUGAACUGGAGAAAAAUCUGCGGAAGAGAGCCGAAUCCUUUGCACAAGAGAUGUUUAUUGAACAAAAUAAGUUGAAAAGGCAAAGCCAGCUUCUGCUGCAAAGCUCAGACCCUGAUGAACAACUUCUAAAAGCUCUGGAUGAAAAUGCAAAACUAAAUGUAAUGUUAGAGGAAGAGAGGUCACAACACAGGCAAAAGGUAAGAGUUUGGGAAUACUGACAUUUAUAAAAUGAAGGCUUGCACAAGGAAAUCAAAUCCCUUAAACAACAGCUAGAACUUCUAGAAGAAGAUAAAAAGGAACUGGAGGAAAAAUAUCAGAAUGCAGAAGAAAAAGUUAAAAAUCUAAAACAUUCAGUUGAUGAACUUCAAAAAAGGAUACACCAGUCAGAAAAUCUAAUUCCACCCCCUCCUCCUCCACUGCCACCUCCAGUUCCUCCUCCAAAUCCAAUAAAGUCCCUCAUGUCAAUGAUUCGUAAGAAGUCUCACCCAAACAGCAGCACAACCAAGAAAGAAAAGGCACCUCUACAAGAAUCAGAAGUAACCGACCUGAAGAGACAAGCAGUGGAAGAAAUGAUGGAUAGAAUUAAAAAGGGGGUUCACCUUAGACCUGUUAAUCAGGCCAGCCGUUCUAAGAGAAAGCCAGAAGUCCCCAAGGCCUCAGAGAAUGCAAUGAAAGAGCUGAAGGGAAUUCUGGAAACACUGAAUACAUCUGCAAGUUCAAGAAGCCUGAAAUCCCUUGACACGGACAGCAAUGAAACAGAAUUAGAAAGAAUCUUGCGGCUUAGAAAAGUGACGACUGAGCAAGAUAGCAGCAGUCCAACUGGAAUCUUGGCUACUUGUGAAUCCAAAUCUAUGCCAGUGUUGGGUUCUGUUGGAGCACAGUCUGCAUCGAACAAGGAAAUUCUGGAGACAGAAUUCAGACGCAAAUCUUCAGAGUCAGAUGAUCAAUGUCAUAAAAUGGUUGAAGGCGCAGGUACCACAGAUACUACUCGGUUACCAAGCAAUGUGGGGCUUUCAAAUAAAGUUGCUGAUAUGGAAAAGCAAGCAGAAUCCAUUGUGGUACUGAAUCCUGAGAAAGCAAAAGAGCAGAUGCCAGAAGAUCUGAGUCAAGGCAAGACGAUAAAAGAAAAAGGUCAACAGUUUUGUAAAGAUGCUAGUGUUCAGAAAGCAAAAGAGACAGACAGCUCUCACUGCUGA
Molecule: messenger RNA, 1826 nt
Organism: Gekko japonicus
Lineage: Eukaryota; Metazoa; Chordata; Lepidosauria; Squamata; Gekkonidae
Gene: SHTN1
Product: shootin 1
Exons: 17
Source: RefSeq, a predicted model, not a curated record